This is a messenger RNA of Knipowitschia caucasica, 285 nucleotides long. NCBI's taxonomy places the organism in Eukaryota, Metazoa, Chordata, Actinopteri, Gobiiformes, Gobiidae. The record is from the annotation of a GenBank genome assembly.
AUGGGUGCAGAGACGGAGGACGGAGAUGCUGCAGGAGCUGACAUUGGUGCGCAAUUACGCACAGCGGAGGUCGAGCGCGCGCCUCUGUUCGGGCCGGAACCGGUGCUUUUUCUGAUUGCGGGACCGAGCUGCACCUCCCGCGGCAGUAUGGAGACUGCCAAUCAUCACGAGUAUACAAAUUCUGAGCGCUGUUUCCACCGGCGCAACUCCUCCUGCCCCUGCUGCUCUGGAUUGACCCCACAGGCCAGAGUCGCUCCAGCUGUGGACACUGGUAACCAACUCUAG